AUGGCUUCUUCUUCUUCUUGCUCUCAAUGGAUUUACGAUGUCUUUUUGAGUUUUAGAAGUGAAGACACUCGUAAGAACUUUGUGGAACAUCUCUAUGUAGCUCUGCAACAGAAAGGAAUUUACACUUUUAAAGAUGACAAGAAACUCGAGAGAGGAAAAUCGAUUUCUCCGGAACUCCUUAAAGCUAUUAAGAGAUCGAGAUUUGCAGUCAUCGUUUUCUCAAAGAAUUAUGCUUCUUCCUCGUGGUGCUUGGAAGAAUUGGUGGAGAUCAUUGAAUAUCCUUCAGAAGUACGGAAACAAACAGGGAAUUUCGCAGAAGCCUUUGCCAAACACGAUGAAAGAUUCUGCGAGAACAAGGAAAAGGUGCAAAGGUGGAGGGCAGCUUUGGUGGAGGCAGCAAAUUUAAGCGGUUGGGAUUUAAACAAUAUAGCAAAUGGGCAUGAGGCGAAGUUUAUCCAAGAAAUUGUUCAAGAGAUUUUUAAAAAAUUGGGGUCGACUAUACCACUAAGUGUUGCCAAGUACGAAGUGGGGUUAGUUUCCCGUGUGAAUAAAGUGAUUAGUUUGUUGGACAAUAGUUCAAAGAAUGUGCACAUUGUAGGAAUUUGUGGAGCUGGCGGAAUAGGAAAAACAACCAUUGCUAAAGCUGUUUACAAUCAAAUAUUUGAUCAAUUUGAAAGUCGUUGUUUCCUUAGCAAUGUGAAAGAAGAAGCUUCAAAACAACAUGGUCUAACUUGUCUCCAAAAACAACUCUUGAAUGACAUCCUAAUGGAAAAAGAUUCCCAGAUAUCUAACGUUGACUAUGGAAUCUGUGUGAUAAAGAGAAGACUUUGUUACAUGAAGGUUCUUGUAGUUCUUGAUGAUGUGGAUCACUUGAAGCAAUUAGAAAGUUUAGCCGGAGGAAAUGAUUGGUUUGGUUUUGGAAGUAUGAUCAUCAUAACAACUAGAGAUGAACGUUUAUUAGUAGAACAUAAAAUUGAUCAUGAAAUAUACAAGGUUGACCUAUUGAAUGACAAUGAGGCACUUGAGCUUUUUAGUUGGCACGCCUUCACAAAAAACCAUCCUGUAGAGGAUUUUUUGUCUCUCUCAUGGAGUGUAAUAAAGUAUGCCCAAGGCCUUCCAUUAGCUCUCCAAGUUUUGGGUACUUUUUUAUUUAAGAAAAGCAGAAAAGAGUGGGAACAUGAACUAGAUAAUUUGAAAAGAAUUCCAAAUAGAGAAAUUCAUCAAGUUCUUAAGAUAAGUUUUGAUGGCCUCAAUGAUAUAGAGAAGGAUCUAUUCCUCGACAUUGCUUGUUUCUUUAGAGGGUGUGAUACAGAUUAUGUAAUGGACAUACUAGGCAGUUAG
Molecule: messenger RNA, 1341 nt
Organism: Cornus florida
Lineage: Eukaryota; Viridiplantae; Streptophyta; Magnoliopsida; Cornales; Cornaceae
Product: disease resistance protein Roq1-like
Exons: 3
Coding region: 1-1341 (446 amino acids)
Biological process (GO): defense response; signal transduction
Molecular function (GO): ATP hydrolysis activity; ADP binding
Source: RefSeq, a predicted model, not a curated record